Molecule: messenger RNA, 806 nt
Organism: Ctenocephalides felis (cat flea)
Lineage: Eukaryota; Metazoa; Arthropoda; Insecta; Siphonaptera; Pulicidae
Product: mitochondrial glycine transporter-like
Exons: 5
Coding region: 246-806 (186 amino acids)
Biological process (GO): glycine import into mitochondrion
Cellular component (GO): mitochondrion
Molecular function (GO): glycine transmembrane transporter activity
Source: RefSeq, a predicted model, not a curated record
UCGAAUUUGCGCAAUAAAACAUUUUAUCACAACUGUCAGGUGGUUCGAUUAUGUCAGAUGUAAUAAUUGUGUUAAUAGUUAAAUAAUAUACAUAUAAAUAGUGACACAGUAGUAAAAGACUUGUUUAUAAUCAUUUAUACUAGUUUUGUGUGCAAAUUAUAGCGUGCAAAAAAUUUUUUUUCAACAUAACCUCAAAAAGUCAUUUUUCGGUUUUGCGAUUUUUUUCUUGUAAUGGAUGAAAGAUUAUGUCUGCUGCCGAGAUAGAAGGACAUUUGAGAAGAUUCAAUAUUGACAGUGCCAUCAGUGACCCCACAGUUAAGAUAAGAGGCCUGGAUGAUUAUCCAGUUCUGAAGUCUUUUCUGGCAGGUUCUUUCUCAGGAACGUUCAGUGCGAUAUUGUUUCAACCGUUGGAUUUAGUUAAAACGAGGUUGCAGAACACUCCACAAAGUUCUACUUGUCCUCGAUCAUGUGGAAUGGUAACAGUUUUAACGACAAUUCUAAAGAAAGAACAAUUAUUAGCACUUUGGACAGGAAUCACACCUUCCAUAACACGAUGUGUUCCUGGUGUCGGCCUGUACUUUUCAGCCUUACAUUGGCUGAAAUCACAGACACUUGUGAAUGAAAAUGUAAACGAGCCAACCCCAUUGCAAGCGGUUGCUCUUGGGGUUGCUGCAAGAACCAUGAGUGGGGCUGCCCUUAUACCAAUCACCGUAAUUAAAACCAGAGAAUUCAUUAUUGGUGUAAAUGUAAUUAGUGGUGCAUGGCAUGUGAUAUCUCGAUUCCAAAUCAACUAUAAAGCGCUAUAA